AACUCCUCCUUUCUCUCCUCUCAAAAGCCGCCCAAAACCUCUCUCUCUUCCUGCAUAUCAUCAUAAUCAUCUCUUCGCUUCUUACCCAACCCGUACAAUCAGUGGCCGCCUGGCUGAGUUUAGUGCCUGGGUUGAAGUUAUUUGAGUAAAAAGGGGGAGUAGCCGAGCGGAUUGCCAUGGUGCCGUGUUCUUCUUUUUUAUUUUUCUUUUUUCUUUUUCUUCUUGGAUUUGUGGAGGUGAGAUUGAAUAGCUUUGGUGAAAUGGGUAAUGGGGAAAAUAACCUGCGGAUUGAGAUGGGAAUGCCAUUGAAUCGGCUCUUGUUUGAAACAAGUUGGGCUUAAGUGUUUUUGUGAAAUUGUUUUUAUGUGGGUGGGGUUUGAUUGAGCUUAUUUUGUGAAUUUUAAGUGUCUAAGGCACCCAUAUUGUUGUACGUGGUUGUAUGUGUGUUCAUGUUUUAGUAAUAAAUCUUUAUGAUGGUUUCCCAAUGUAGGUUGCAGAACUGGGUGGUAGAUACCAUAUUUUUAAUCUUCUAGGUGUUUUAGAGAGGGAGGGAUGGGUUUAGCGUGCUAUUUGUUUUUUUUUUUUUUUUUGAUAAUUAAGAGAAAUGUCAUUAAAGAAACGGAAAGCACAUUCAAGUACAUAGGGACUAUACAAGAGAAGCCACUAAGAAGGAGAAGAAAAAAGAACAAGAAAAUCAUUAAAGUUAAUCACUAAAGGAGCUAGAAACGCAACAGUCUAAGAGAACAAAGAAAAAAAGAAGAAAGUAAUGAGCUCCUCAAUCUUCCUUUGUUUGUCCUUGAAAUUUCUAUUAUAUCGUUCCCUCCACAAGCACCACAAAAGGCAAGAAGGAACCAUCUUCCACACAAUUGCACUCUGAGAGCGAUCACCUGUCCACCAACAAGCAAAUAAAUCCACCCGAAGAGGCAUAAUCCAAGACAAAUUGAAGCGGCUGAAGAUAGCAUUCCAUAAAGCGCGUGCAAACUCAAAAUGGAGAAGAUCCAACACCAGAAAAACCCUAUCCUUCACCAUGGUUGGAGUCCUUGAAGUUGGAGUAGUCCCAUUCAACCUUGAUGGGUGGGGCCCACCCGAUUCCACCAACACGGACAGUGCUGGCAACACCAACACCGACAACCUCCCUCUAAAUGUCCCCUUUGCCCCCUUCUCCCGCUCCGAUAAGCUUGGCCGGGUCGCUGACUGGACUCGGAACUUCAACAACACCCGGCCCAAGAACCCCUCAGACUCCGUAUUCGACUUCUCCAAUGAUGAGUCCUUCCCAGCCUUUGCAGAAGAUGACUCCUCCUUCCACUUGGUCGAUGGAAAGCCACCUCCGAAGCCUAGAUUUGGCCCAAAAUGGCGUUUCCAGCAGCAGCGCCAGCUCCCCCAGCGCCAUGAUGAAGAGGUGGAGGCUCGCAAGCGUGAGGCCGAGAAAGAGCGUUCCCGCCGCGACCGACUCUACCACAUGAACCGCUCCAACGCGAAUGCACAGCGCCGUGAGCCUUCUGUCUUAAAGUCCUCUGUUGACAUCCAGCCCGAGUGGAACAUGCUGGACCAGAUCCCCUUCUCCACCUUCUCCAAGCUCUCCUUCUCUGUCCCUGAACCUGAGGACCUCCUUCUUUGCGGUGCACUUGAGUUCUACGACCGCUCCUAUGACCGCAUUACCCCGAAGAACGAGCGCCGCCUUGAGCGUUUCAAGAAUCGAAACUUCUUCAAGGUCACCACUACUGAUGAUCCGGUGAUCCGCCGCCUUGCCAAUGAGGACAAAGCUACAGUGUUUGCCACUGAUGUGAUCCUCUCCACACUCAUGUGCGCAUCGAGGUCAGUUUACUCUUGGGACAUCGUGGUUCAGAGGGUUGGAAAUAAGCUUUUCUUCGACAAGAGGGAUAGCUCGCAGCUCGAUCUGCUCUCGGUGCAUGAGACCUCGCAGGAGCCAUUGCCAGAUGCCAAGGAGGAUAUCAAUUCUGCAUAUUCACUCAGUAUUGAAGCCGCCUACAUCAACCAGAAUUUCUCUCAGCAGGUCUUGAUUAGGGAUGGGAACAAGGUGACAUUUGAUGAGCCCAACCCCUUUGCAAACGAAGGAGAAGAGGUCGCUUCCGUGGGGUACAGGUACAGGCGGUGGAAGCUUGACAACGAUAUGUACUUGGUGGCGCGGUGUGAGGUUCAGAGUGUGGUUGAGGUUAACAAGCAGAGGUCCUUCCUCACUCUAAAUGCGCUUAACGAAUUCGAUCCAAAGUACUCUGGCCUCGAUUGGAGGCGGAAGCUUGAGACUCAAAGAGGUGCGGUAUUAGCCACGGAGCUGAAGAACAAUGCAAAUAAGUUGGCAAAAUGGACCUCUCAGGCUCUAUUAGCCGGCUCAGAUUUGAUGAAAUUGGGAUAUGUCUCGCGGGUUCAUCCUCGCGAUCAUUUCAACCAUGUGAUAUUGGCGGUUGUUGGGUACAAGCCAAGGGAGUUUGCUGCGCAGAUUAAUCUGAACACGUCGAAUAUGUGGGGGAUUGUGAAGUCAAUUGUGGACCUGUGCAUGAAAUUGAAUGAGGGCAAGUAUGUGCUUGUGAAGGACCCAUCAAAGCCGCAGGUUAGGAUCUACGAGGUGCCGCCAGAUGCAUUUGAGAACGAUUUUGCAGAGGAACCACUGCCAGAGGAGGAGCAGGUUCAGCCACCCAUGGAGGAUGUUGAUGGUGGGGAGGUAAAUGCUGCUACAAAUGAUGUGGAAGAUAAGGAGGUCGAUGCUCAAGUUUAAAUGAUCAAAACAGUCUUGUGCUGACAAGGAAGAAGUGACUUUCAUCGAUGUUGCAGUGGGAGAAGCAGAUUUGUGCUUUUUUUGGGUAGUGUUUUUUUUUUCCCCCGAUUUGUUUACAAACUGCUAUUGCAAUUUAACAGAAAGAUACAAGCUUUUAUAGGUUGGCCUAGCCUUUUUGGAGAAGUUAAGUAGAUUUAAUUACUAUUCAUUUGAAGGGUAUCAGUUUGUUCUUUA
Molecule: messenger RNA, 2968 nt
Organism: Alnus glutinosa
Lineage: Eukaryota; Viridiplantae; Streptophyta; Magnoliopsida; Fagales; Betulaceae
Product: eukaryotic translation initiation factor 3 subunit D-like
Exons: 4
Coding region: 1028-2734 (568 amino acids)
Biological process (GO): translational initiation
Cellular component (GO): cytoplasm; eukaryotic translation initiation factor 3 complex
Molecular function (GO): translation initiation factor activity
Source: RefSeq, a predicted model, not a curated record